AUCAAGCAUCAAAUUCAUCGAAUUUCUCUCAUCAAAACAUGGCACAACCAGGAAUGCGUCCACAAGAUUACUAUCACGGACAAUUUGAACAACAAUCUGAUCAUAAUAUAAACAAAGUUCAACAACAAAUAAAUAAUGAAUCGUCCGAACAAAUGUGUAAAGAAAUAAUGGAAAGGUAUAUCAAGGAAUAUAAAGGUGUUAUAGAUUUCGAAAAUCCUACAGCAUGUAGUCCAUGUUAUCAUGUUUGGCUUGGCGACUCGGAUGGUUUACGAUAUCACCUUCAAAAUAAGAAUGAUGUUAACAAUUUAUAUCACUUUGGUGGAUCAAAAAAUCACCUUGUUUUAAUAGCUUCAGAACAUUGUGACGGUGAAAAAAUGAUCGAAAUAUUUAACAUUCUAAAAGAAUUUGGAGCGGAUUUUAAUGUGACUUCAAAAGAAAAAUGUACUGCAUUGCAUAAUUUGGUAUUAAAGUCCAAAUUAUCUAUACAAAAUGAUUUAGAGAGCAUAAAAACAAUAAUAAGUUUUUUGGUGGAUAAUAGAUGUAAUAUUAAUGCAAGAGAUUUUUCAAAACGAACAAUAUUAAUCAACUGCUUGAGCAAAAAAUAUAAUGCAGUAAAUGAUAUUUCGAUAAUUGAUUUAUUACUAAAAAAAGGUGCUGAUCCUAAUAUCUCAUGUGAAUUUACACUUCCUGAACCUUAUUUUGCUCCAAAUGCAUUAUUUAUAGCUAUUAAGAACAAAUGGCCAAAUGAAGUGCUAGAUUUAUUACUUAAUCAUGGAGCAAAUAUUGACCAACUAGAUAAAAAUGGUUAUCAUUUAUUACUAUGGACUGUGAUGGAUAAAAAAGACAAAAAUAAUAAAAAGAACAAAGAGUCAAAAGAUGAAAUGAAGCCUUGUGCCAUGGAUUGGGUAUUAGAACAUAGUUAUGAAGCUAGUGAUCCUAAAAAUUUAGGUGCUGCUGAAAAGUAUAUCAGUCGUAAUCCUUUUAGUACAAAAAGAAGGAUAUUUGCAAGAUGGAAAAAUAGGUCACCUGAAUAUCGACAAAGAGUAAAAGAAAUUUGUGAACAGAGAGAACAGAGAAACAAAAAUCUUAAGAAAUAG
Molecule: messenger RNA, 1097 nt
Organism: Dentiscutata erythropus
Lineage: Eukaryota; Fungi; Glomeromycota; Glomeromycetes; Diversisporales; Gigasporaceae
Source: the annotation of a GenBank genome assembly